AUGGCGCCACUGACGCGCAGAGAGUCGACGAGGCUCUCCAGCGCCGGCCUCGAGGCUGGCUCAUCGAGUCAGCUGCCGAUGGACGAGAUCCUAGCGAACUUUGAGCAAUACCGUCGUAAACAUGCGGCGCAAAACCGCGAUAUCGUACAUGCCAAUGCCUUGGCUCACGCACGUAUUCGUGAGCUGGAAUCGCGCGUCCUCGAAUUGGAAGGCGAGUGUGCCGAGCACAAGUUGGCGGCCAGCCGGCAAGCCGCGCAGGUACGCCGCCUCGAGUACGCCUUGGAAUGCAUUCGUGUCGGAUGGGAGACGAUGGGACAUGCGCUACGCGACGGUGGCGUGCCGACGCCGGAAAAAACACGCUCCAAAGCCGCUGCUGCACUGCCUACGCCACCCCGUGUGCCUAGCAGUACGCGUGUCGUCCUCAUGGACGGCCUGCCCACGACCCGCAUCCAUGUCGCCCGUCCCACGCCCUUGCCGUCGGAGUGGGUCCAAGAAGAUCACACGUCGCCCCUCCCUACGCCGACGGCGGACGAACACGAUGCGGAGAGGAUGUCCUGCGAAAGCACACAGCGCCCAGACGAUAUGUGCCCUGCGUCUGUGACACGACGACGCCCCAGUCGGCGGCAUAGCGGGAUGGUGCCGCCACCCAGGCUGGAAGUGGCCGCGGCAGACGAAGUCGCAGCGAUCACGCCGCCGCCGCCGCCACCGCCGCCCCCGCCGCCAGCGGCCACCGCGGACGUGGAUGUGGACGUGCCAUGUACGCCUACGUCCACAAGAGAUGAGCCGGUCGAGACGCCAACGCCAACGCCAACGCGGCCAAAGUCCAAGACGCCCCAGAAACGUGCACGGCGUACCUCGGUGCUGUCGGAGCUUGGGAUGACAGACGACGUAGUGCCGGAUCGCGCACGUCGCGCACGCAAGAGCGUGAAUUAUGCCCUCCCGAAACUCAAUACCAAGAUGCGCAAGCCGGAUCCGACCGAGGAAGGGCCUACCUCGAAGAAACCACGUACGUCGCGAACGCACCCAAAGGACGAACCUAGUACGCCUCGAGCAGCGUCGCCGUCGCUCACCACAGACGACACGCCAUCCGAGGUGGCGGCCGCACGUCCAAGGCGCUCGCGAACCUCCUCCACACAGUCCGCCGCGGCCGAGGAGGCGAAGGAGGCAGCAGUGGCGCCGGCCAUGGACGUAGAUGCGACCGCCCUUGCCCCACCACGUACGCCGCUCCCUACCUCGGUGCGCUCGUCCCGUUCUGGCACGCCGUUUGUCCCUUCACGCGGCCGGCAUGUAAAUGCAGGUCUUCUGCAGCAGCAGUCAUCGCACAACAUGCCGAGUUGGGCGAGCUCACUGAUGCACCUUGCCUCACCGGAGCCGCCUGCCUCGAAAGUGUCCGCCGCCCCGUCGACACGCCGCCGCCGUAGUGUGGCUGUGCACGAGAAGGAGAAUGAGGGGUCGUAG
Malassezia pachydermatis is the source of this 1458-nucleotide messenger RNA. RefSeq lists its product as hypothetical. The record is from RefSeq and is a predicted model, not a curated record. Gene Ontology annotation, biological process: meiotic chromosome segregation. Bases 1 to 1458 code for a protein of 485 amino acids. NCBI's taxonomy places the organism in Eukaryota, Fungi, Basidiomycota, Malasseziomycetes, Malasseziales, Malasseziaceae. Gene Ontology annotation, cellular component: chromosome, centromeric region; nucleus. The transcript has 2 exons.